GGGUAGAAAAUUUUAUGCAAUGAAAAAGUUUUCACGAAUUACAUCACAUAUUCUUUUAAUAAAUUUAGUAACAUGGAAUUUACUACUCAUAAGUAGUUGGAAAAUAUCAGUAAAUCAUGUUAACCCAUUUUUAACACUUGUCUAUGUUCAUGGCGGUAAUAAUGCACGUCUUAGUCAUUAUGAUGCAAUGAGUUUUUGUCGUAAAUUAGCCGAAAAUAUCCAACUUCUCAAUGAAACAUUAAUUCAAAAUGCUACAAACCAUAAUAUUUCUUUACAGGACUAUAUAAAUACAACACUUAAUGCUCAAUAUUACAAGCCAUUGAAAGAUUAUUUUCUGUACGGUGAUUUAGUGUCAAUUCAUAGUUCAACUAUGAUACAUGUUAUAAUGGGUUGGGUUUUAUCUACAGAAGCAAGACAAUUUUGGAUUGGUGGAUUAAUUAAAUUAAUUGUGCAUGAAUUCAAUGGUGAACAUAGACAUGUAAUACAAACAUGGACAGAUCAUACACCUGUAACUGUACGUUUUCUACCUCAUCAUAGUCCUGUUUUAGAAAGAUUGCAAGCAAAUGAUAUUGCUUGCUUAUCUAUAGAUUAUGCUAGUGGUAAAUGGGGUAUACAUUAUUGUACUGAAACAAAAUAUUUUGUAUGUGAAUUAUUGAAAUUACCAAAGAGACGAGCAACAAUAAGUGGACAACGAACAAGUACACAUUUCGCUGUUACUACUAAUACUACAAUCGCUUUACAUCAUAAUCAUACUACAAAUAGAAAUAACUCAAGAGCGAAAGUCAUAAUUAUUCAUCUACGUCAUCAUAACCGUAUUAUAAAACAUAAAAAUGUCUCUAUUCCAACAACAACUGUUACUCCACAUACUACGAAUUCAACAACAUUGGGAAUGACAACGACUACACCUACAAGCACCGUGGUGUCGAAUGAAACUGUGACACAUCAAGUAACUACACCGAAAUAAGCUUCAUAAUUGAUUUAAAAUACAUGUUGUAAAGAACAAAAAUAAAUAAAAGGUUUGUCGACCACUUCAUUUGUUAUUAUAUUUAGAAUAGGUAUUGUAUUAAAUAUUUGCUGAAAGUCAGUAACCCUAGAGUAAUGAAUGUUGACUAAAAGUGUAAUAUCUGACUGGAGUUUUUUCUCUAAAUGUGAGCUAGUUUUAUAAAUAAACUAUCGUUUGAUAAUAUGAUAAAGGUCAAUAAAGGAAAGAAACUACUAUGAAAAGAGAAAUAUCUAUCACAAACAAUACUGAACCUAAAAGAAAAGAUGGAUAGUGGCUAGCAGUG
Molecule: messenger RNA, 1286 nt
Organism: Schistosoma rodhaini
Lineage: Eukaryota; Metazoa; Platyhelminthes; Trematoda; Strigeidida; Schistosomatidae
Source: the annotation of a GenBank genome assembly